Molecule: messenger RNA, 2323 nt
Organism: Scophthalmus maximus (turbot)
Lineage: Eukaryota; Metazoa; Chordata; Actinopteri; Pleuronectiformes; Scophthalmidae
Product: ras-related protein Rap-2b
Exons: 2
Coding region: 548-1099 (183 amino acids)
Biological process (GO): negative regulation of cell migration; Rap protein signal transduction
Cellular component (GO): plasma membrane
Molecular function (GO): GDP binding; GTPase activity; GTP binding
Source: RefSeq, a predicted model, not a curated record
AGGGACGUCCAGACAGGAAAUCAAAACGCUUGCUUUCAAAAUAAUUUACCUGUUGUUUUAAACUAGCCGUCACCAACGCGACUAUACAAAGCCGCGGCAGUUCAGGCAGAUCCUUGUGUGAGCUGUUUGUUUUAUAAAGUAGCAGAGCCGCCGCUGGAAUUGACUUUGUAGGGCACAGUGUGCGAGUGCACUCUUAUUGUGAAAGCCGACACGGGAAGUCGAGCUCCUGGGCUGCGGUCGACUUGACUCCGCCACAGAGAGCGACGGGCACACGGUGGCGACUUGAACGAAAACGGGGGAAGCUCGCACAAGAACCGGCCGGGCGGACGUCGGCGAGUCAAACAUGCCACAAGGCGAACGCUGAGCGUGGGUCCCAAACGACCGUGUUUAGCUGCAGUAGUUGGCGGCCACGCCCCGCAUCCACCGACCGGAGCCCGGGCGAAACUGCUGGCGGAGACGCGACGGCGAGGCGGGUCGAGAAGCCAGCAGGGCGGCUAGCGGCGCGCACAGCGCAGAGGAAGCAGCAUCGUCGGCCGCGCGGGGAGCCAUGAGGGAGUACAAAGUGGUGGUCCUCGGAUCCGGCGGGGUCGGCAAGUCCGCGCUCACCGUGCAGUUCGUGACGGGCUCCUUCAUCGAGAAGUACGACCCCACGAUAGAGGACUUCUACCGGAAGGAGAUCGAGGUGGACUCGUCGCCGUCCGUGCUGGAGAUCCUGGACACGGCGGGCACCGAGCAGUUCGCCUCCAUGCGGGACCUGUACAUCAAGAACGGCCAGGGCUUCAUCCUGGUCUACAGCCUGGUGAACCAGCAGAGCUUCCAGGACAUCAAGCCGAUGCGGGACCAGAUCAUCCGGGUGAAGCGGUACGAGCGGGUGCCCAUGAUCCUGGUGGGCAACAAGGUGGACCUGGAGGGCGAGCGGGAGGUGUCGUCCGGCGAGGGCAAGGCGCUGGCGGACGAGUGGAACUGCCCGUUCAUGGAAACCUCGGCCAAAAACAAAAGCUCCGUGGACGAACUGUUCGCCGAGAUCGUGCGGCAGAUGAACUAUGCCUCGACCCCGAACGGCGACGACCAGUGCUGCUCGUCCUGUGUCAUACUCUAAAGAAACAACGGCGGCAACAAGGACAACCAUUGACUUUUAUUCUUUGCUCGGUUUUAAGUUUGCAAUGUGUGUUGCAGCAAGUGUGUACUCUUCUUCGUGUCUCGCCCGGCCUUGGAGGAAAAUGAAGGGAAGAAUGCUGCAGGGGGGAUGAGAGGAGGAGGAAGAAGAAGAAGAAGGGGGGAGCAACUGAGACAGAGGGAGGGGUCCACUCUUCAGGAAUUCUGCUGGGUUGGAGUAACUCCGCUGCACGAUCGGUGUCCACCGUCGAAGUCAACACAGUGUCAGACCCCCCCCCCCCCUCCCGCCAGUUCCAACUGUACUCUCGACUGGAACUUAACCCCGAUGGAAAGGAUACGGAGAGCAACACUUAGAUUCUCAUAAAUGGAUAUUUCUGUAUAAGAAGAAGACACAGCGAGAGAGAGUAUAUUUUGUUAAACGACUGCACAGUCUGGGGGCAGGUACAGAUUUACGUGAUGUCUCUGCCUAACCCGUUUCGGAGCGAUGCCCCACUACACUCCAAAUCCUAUUUUUCUCCAAAGUCAAAAGAAACUGACACAUUUAUCUGCUGGUGGAGUAAACGUGAUGUGUGCCACUUUUUUUUCUUCCCCCCCCCCCCUCAUCUCCUCUUCGCCGCGUGAGAGGACAUUUCAACUGAAGUGACAUGGGGACGGCGACCUGAUCGCCCUUGUGUCGAGUGCCUUUCCAAAAACAAAUCAGCUGUUCAGAUUUAGUGCCAACCUUCAUGUAUCACCAAAAGAACUCCUCGGCGUGGCAAUCCUCAAACUAGUGAACUGUUCUCCGGGAUAAUCUUGUAAGGGUGGAGGCUUGGGGGGGAAAAAAGAAAACACGAAAAAAAACCCCACAAUAGGCUUUUUGUUGAUGGAAUGGCAGUUUUCUGUAUGUUUUACGUUGGCCUUUUUGGAGUCUAAGGUGUUCACUUUUGCAAUGUCUGCUUGGUCUGGCCGAACCUAUAUCUUGAAAUGAACAGGUACUGGAACCCCCUAGACGUGACGACAACACCAGGCGCUCGCCUGCCAGACCACUUAAAUCAAAGGAAUUCAGUUUGUUCUGUUUAUUUUGUUGUUUUUAACAGGAAAUGUGAUGAUGUACCGUUGACAAAAUCUAACCUGAUUGUAAGUUUAACUUCAGAGCAGCCUUUAAACAGUGGGCUGUCUGUUUGAAAAAAAAAAAAACAAGACUUUUAAUACAAAUUGCAUUUUUUUU